UAUGCGCAAGGUACCUGAUUAUAUAGAAGCAGGUGCGUCACAUUCGUCAGCAGCCUUGGAUUAUAAAGAUAUCGGAUAAAUCCUUCAUAACAUCACUCCCUUUUACCCUUCUCACGGAUUUAAAGAUCACCAGGAAUUACAGAUGGAUACCAUCGUAAUAUCACCAACAUCAUUUUCCGGCGCUUUUGCGUCAGCAGCUUUUCGGCGCUAACUACCUAAGUACUUAUCCACGGAUUUCCGUGGAACGGCUGUUGGUAAUCAUGGUAUUGAAAAUGGUGCUAGAAUAGGCAAUGUAAUGUGCUAUGGUCAAAUGGGAGAUAUGUACAGAUAGUUAUCAUGGCCAAUCAACAGUAUAUUCAUUUUCGCGUAUAUAACCAUGGCCAUCACUCGCCUUGAGUUAUGUAGAAUUAGCUUGACACCAAGGAUCACUAACAGGCUGGAACCAACUUGAAGAGAAGUGGUUGCAAUGUAUUCUUUACAAACCUUACUAGCCGCUGUCUCAUUCAUGGUGUCACUUGUCGAGGCUCAAGCGCCGCUGAACGUUGAGCAGUCGACGGGAUUCAACUCUAGCUUUGCUCUAUCAAGCUCACAGAUAGAGUCUGCAAACCUGUCAUCAACAGCAGUCACUAACAUCAACAUUGCUAUCAACUUCGACCGCUCCCAACUCGCCAACGGUGGUCCUGCCCAGGACAGCUUCUACGAGCUCCCACCACUUUCCGGAACGCCAAUACCUGGUACCCUUCUUAAGGUCCAGGAGUUCACAAAUGCGUCGUCUUUUGUUAUCCCCCCCAACACAGCGCUCUCGCGUAUUCUCUACACAACUUCGAACCUCAACGGAACCGUUGUCCCCGCCUCGGCUUUUAUCCUCUGGCCCUUCACGCCUAAGAAGCUCCAAACAGGGAACGGCAGCGAGUCUACUAAAGCACCUGCCGUACUCUGGACACACGGUACAGAGGGUUUCUUCGCCUCAGCCGGCCCUUCGACACAUAGGGCGCUUUGGUAUGGCAGCGAGGCACCCUUUACCCUGGCCCUUGCAGGUUAUGCCGUGGUGGCGCCCGACUACGCUGGCCUUGGUAUCCACAAGUCCUGGGAUGGUAGCGAGAUCCCCCACCAGUAUCUAAUGUCGCAGACAUCCGGACACGAUGCUCUCUACGCCUUUCAAGCCUCCCUAGAGGCCUUUCCUAAUAUUUUGGACGAACGUUUCGCUGUUAUAGGCCAUAGUCAAGGUGGUGGCGUUGCGUGGGGUGUUGCCGAAGUACUUGCGGCCAAGGGAUAUGAUGAAUUUAAGGGGCUUGUGGAUGGGUAUAUCGGUACAAUCGCCGUGAGUCCCACUACAGACGCGUUCGUCGGUGAAAUCGGUUUCAUAUUACCGUGGAUUGGGAUGAUUCUACCCAGCAUCUUCCCAGACUUCGACCUUAGCACGUGGCUAACUCCGUUGGGCAUCGCGCGAACGAAGCUCUUGCAAGAAGUUGAGGGCGGAAUAGGCGUUUCGACGCAGCUUUUCUUAUCGGGUGAUAAUAUCAUCCAGGAUGGCUACGACAAGACCUGGUACGUUGAUGCGUACGGCAAGCUGGCAAAUGCGGGACGGAAAGCCUUCAAAGGCCCACUUCUUGUUAUCCAUGGCACGGAAGACUAUUAUAUCCCCGAAAAUGCCACGGCUGCAACUGUUCAUGCCACCUGCAAAGCCGUCCCCAGCGGAGAUCUGGAGUACCUGGUUGUUAAUGGAACAUGGCAUGUACCUACUCUUGAUGCCACGAGACAGACCUGGCUGAAGUGGAUUGAAGAUCGGUUUGAGGGCCGGGCACUAGAGAAGACUGGCUGUGUCAAGUCUAAUUUGGAGAGCUUCCUACCCCUAGAGCGUUACCAGGUUACGGGAAAUUCGUUUCCUCAGUUUGCUGGCUUGCCGGAAUUUAGCUACCAAGUGCCCCUAGGACUUUGAGAGGGCAAUGUGAUAGAGCAAAGUACUCUGCCCCUAAAUCAUCCCGAGAUAUCCACCCUGAGAACUAUAUAGAUGCCCACGUCGUUUAUAAAUCAUAGCAUCAUA
Messenger RNA from Daldinia decipiens, 2044 nucleotides. RefSeq names its product putative secretory lipase. Gene Ontology annotation, biological process: lipid catabolic process. The transcript has a single exon. Bases 467 to 1939 code for a protein of 490 amino acids. Lineage: Eukaryota; Fungi; Ascomycota; Sordariomycetes; Xylariales; Hypoxylaceae. The record is from RefSeq and is a predicted model, not a curated record. Gene Ontology annotation, molecular function: triacylglycerol lipase activity.